AUGGUGAUGGCCAGUGUCAUGCAGAAGAUUAUACCUCACUAUUCUCUUGCUCGAUGGCUACUCUGUAAUGGCAGUUUGAGAUGGUAUCAACAUCCUACAGAAGAAGAAUUAAGAAUUCUUGCAGGGAAGCAGCCAAAAGGGAAAAGCAAAAAAGAUAGGAAAUAUAAUGGUCACAUUGAAAGUAAGCCACUAACCAUUCCAAAGGAUAUUGACCUCCAUCUAGAAACAAAGUCAGUUACAGAAGUGGAUACUUUAGCAUUGCAUUACUUUCCAGAAUACCAGUGGCUGGUGGAUUUCACGGUGGCUGCCACAGUUGUGUAUCUAGUAACUGAAGUCUACUACAAUUUUAUGAAGCCCACACAAGAAAUGAAUAUCAGCUUAGUCUGGUGUCUACUUGUUUUGUCUUUUGCAAUCAAAGUUCUAUUUUCAUUAACUACACACUAUUUUAAAGUAGAAGAUGGUGGUGAAAGAUCGGUCUGUGUUACCUUUGGAUUUUUUUUCUUCGUGAAAGCAAUGGCAGUCUUGAUUGUAACAGAAAACUAUUUGGAAUUUGGACUUGAAACAGGGUUUACAAAUUUUUCAGACAGUGCGAUGCAGUUUCUUGGAAAGCAAGGUUUAGAAUCUCAGGGUCCUGUUUCAAAACUUACUUUCAAAUUUUUCCUGGCUGUUUUCUGUUCACUCAUUGGGGCUUUUUUGACAUUUCCUGGAUUACGGCUGGCUCAAAUGCAUCUGGAUGCCUUGAAUUUGGCAACAGAAAAAAUUACACAAACAUUACUUCAUAUCAACUUCUUGGCACCUUUAUUUAUGGUUCUGCUCUGGGUAAAACCAAUCACCAAAGACUACAUUAUGAACCCACCAUUGGGUAGAGAAAGUGUCCCUUUAAUGACAGAAGCUACAUUCGAUACUCUGCGACUCUGGCUAAUAAUUCUGCUGUGUGCUUUACGGUUGGCCAUGAUGCGUAGUCACCUGCAAGCUUACUUAAACUUAGCCCAGAAAUGUGUGGAUCAGAUGAAGAAAGAAGCAGGGCGUAUCAGUACAGUUGAGCUACAGAAAAUGGUUGCUCGAGUCUUUUACUACCUUUGUGUCAUUGCACUGCAGUACAUGGCUCCUCUGGUAAUGCUGCUUCAUACAACGCUACUUUUGAAAACACUAGGUAAUCAUUCCUGGGGGAUCUAUCCAGAAUCAAUCUCUACCUUGCCAGCAGAUAAUAGUCUGUCCUCCAAUUCUGUUUAUUCUGAAUUACCAUCUGCUGAAGGGAAGAUGAAGGUAACUGUUACACAAAUAACAGUGGCACUAAGCAGCUUAAAAAACAUUUUCACUCCUCUGCUUUUUCGAGGACUUCUGUCUUUUCUGACCUGGUGGAUUGCUGCUUGUCUCUUUUCUACAAGCCUUUUUGGGCUUUUCUAUCACCAGUAUCUGACUGUGGCAUGAAUCUCAGUUAGCAAAGUGGAUAUCCAAGUCACACUUUGAAUUCAAACAUUUGUGCCCUUGAAGGGCUGAUGAAAACCAGAAGAAAGCAAAAUCAAAGGCAAACAAGAAACAUAUCAGAAUAUCUUACUUUAAAUGCUUCCUCUGUAUCCUCAGGGUGAAUUAAUGGUAUAAUAUUUAAGAUUACAGAAUAGAUUAUUAACUACUAUACUGUGGCAUUGGAAUUUUAACUCCUUGUAUUAACUGAUGUGAGAGGGCUAUCUACAAGGGUGAUACUUCUGAUUACCUUGGUUUACAGAAACUUCUAGCAGUCUUGAAACUUCUCAUAUGACUUCAGUUAUUGAUUGAUUGCUCUUAAUGGUAUUAAGGUACUGUUAAUAUUCCUAGUGGCUACCUAUAGAACAAUCUUCAAACUGAGCCGUGCUUUAGGGGAGGGAAAGGAGCUAAAGUUGCUUCUGUUGGUAAUGUAUUAGUCACUCUUCAAACAAUAAUUGCAAAAUCCAACAGAAAGAAAGAAAUAGCUACUGUAUAUUACAGUAAAGAAAGCUGCAUAGUAAUUUUAAAUUUAAUGGAAAUGUACAUGCUUACUGUCCACAAGUACUGCUGCUUAAGAGUAGCAAGAGUAUUGUUUUAAAAGGUAUUCUGUCCAACUUGAGGGAUCUUUUAAAAGGAUUGGCUAUAUGAACAUUUGCAAUCUUGCUGUUAGGUUUGGACUCCCAUAUUUUAUUUUAUUCUAUGAUCCUAAAUAUAGUUCUUUUUAAUAGUCUAAAAAUAUUUAUCAAUAUUGAUCAGACUUAAAAAAAUUUCUUUGGAAUCCUGCUGACUACCUGUAUGUAUUGUAUAUAUAUUAUAUAUUAAAUAUAUAAUAUAUUGAGAUGAUAAAAGGUAAAAAUAUUGGAUCCUUAUAAUAUUUUAAGUUGCUGAAUGUAUGUUAAAAUGUGAUUGAAUGAGAUGUAUUUGUAUCUAGAAAUUUUCUUUUUGGAAUGAGAUUAAAAUACAU
Manis javanica (Malayan pangolin) is the source of this 2428-nucleotide messenger RNA. It is a transcript of the gene TMEM161B, whose product is annotated as transmembrane protein 161B. NCBI's taxonomy places the organism in Eukaryota, Metazoa, Chordata, Mammalia, Pholidota, Manidae. The record is from RefSeq and is a predicted model, not a curated record.